This is a messenger RNA of Durio zibethinus, 3451 nucleotides long. RefSeq lists its product as uncharacterized. Gene Ontology annotation, molecular function: RNA binding. The record is from RefSeq and is a predicted model, not a curated record. Gene Ontology annotation, biological process: RNA processing. NCBI's taxonomy places the organism in Eukaryota, Viridiplantae, Streptophyta, Magnoliopsida, Malvales, Malvaceae. Gene Ontology annotation, cellular component: nucleus; ribonucleoprotein complex.
UGCCAUUGGCUUUUAGGACGUGUAUUAAUCACAAUCCCACCGCUCUAUCUACCUCCCCAAUUUAAAUUUUUCAGUACUACUUACAACUUACUGGUGUCAUUUCCUAAGCUUGAAUAAUAAUGAUAUUAAAAAAAUAAACUUCAAAUUCUGUAUAUCCCCAAAUAAUUGCCUUUGUCGGAAACCCUAGAUUCUCGUCAAUCUUCCUCUUCUUCAGAUCCACAACUGUCGCGGAACUUGUCAUCCAGUCGGCCCAGCAAGAGGGCGCCCGAAUUUGUGCCUGCUCGCUUUACGCCUCAGCCGUAGCAGCAGCAGCAGCAACAACAACAACAACAAAAACAACAGCAGCAGCGGAGUCACAGGACGCUGAUUCCUCCUCCUCCCCCUCGGAUGGUUCAGUUCUACUCUCCUCCUCCUGCGCCUCCGUCUCCGUCGGAGUUUAACCUCCCCGUCCAUCGCCCCGUGCCUAUGCCGCCUCACAUGGUUCCCGUCCACCAUCGUAUGCCCAUGCCGGAUCAUCAUCACAAUCGAGAGCAAGAAGUUGAGGCUGUUACGAAGAUGGAUCAGCAACAGAAGGAGCACAAGGAUCAUGGUGCUACUUCCUCCAAAAAUGGACUAUUCGAAGAAGCUGCGUUAAAGAUUUUGAAUCAGGUUGAGUAUUAUUUUAGUGAUUUGAACUUGGCCACCACCGAUCAUCUUAUGAGGUUCAUCAGCAAGGAUCCUGAAGGAUAUGUGCCAAUAUCUGUUGUUGCAUCUUUUAAGAAGAUUAAAGCCCUCAUAACUACUCAUUCCCAGCUAGCUAGAGUUUUGCGGAAGUCAUUGAAGCUUGUGGUUAGCAAAAAUGGAAAGAAAGUAAGACGCCGGCAUCCUCUAACUGAAUCAGAUAGGGAAGAGUUGCAAUCUCGUAUAAUUGUUGCUGAAAAUUUGCCCAAGGAUCAUUGCCAUCAAAAUCUAAUGAAGAUUUUCUCUGCUGUUGGGAGUGUGAAGACAAUCUGUAUCUGUCAUCCUCAACCCUCUGGUGGUGUGGUAUCUUCAGCAUCUAGAUCAGAAAAAAGUGAUUGCAUGCAUUUAAGUAACAAGUUGCAUGCGUUUGUGGAAUAUGAAUCUGUUGAGCUGGCUGAGAAAGCAGUAGCAGAACUAAAUGAUGAGGGAAAUUGGAGGAUUGGCAUUAGGGUUCGCCUAAUGCUUGGACGUGUGUCAAAACCUGCUCAUGCAAGAGGGAAGAAGGGCCAUGAUGCGAAAGGUCACUAUGAGGAAGAUCAUGCUUCUACAUCUGAGCAGCAGUCAAUUGAGAAACAAGAAGAAGAUCCUUCUCAGUUGUCUGAUAUCCAUUCACAGGAGUGUCGCCAGGGGUCUAGAAGAUCAUCCCAACUUGUCAAAAACACCAUCACUGGCAGCAACAACCAUCUUUCGUUCUCUUCUUCUGGUUCCAUUGAAGCACCAAGGUGUUGUCUCAGGUUCUUGCUCUCUCCUUCUAAAACGCAUUUGAAUCGCUACUGUCCCACAACCAGAACAGCCCAUUUCAUCUCCAAAAGCCCCAAAUCUGCCCCCAUUUCACGCCUCCCUCACUCCAAAUGCUUCCAUUUUGUUAAGAAAAAUUCUUCGUCCAAAUCCAUUUCCCACAAACUAUACCAAGUUAAGAAAGUCCAAUCCUCCAAAAAAUCAACUUCAGAAACUCCUGCUUUUUUGGAUUCCAAUAUUGGCGCUCCUGUAACUGAGUCACUUUCUAUGUCUCAAGACUUGUUGAAGCUGCCUGAUGUGUCCGAGGAGCUCCAGUUCACUCCUAUGGCUGUGAGUAAGAUUGCAACUUGUUCCACUUUGGAUUGUCUAGUUGCUGGUAUUGGAAAUCAUAAGAAUAGGCUUAUGGAUGAUGACAAAUCGAACACUAGCUCUAGCAACACUAAAACCCCACCCAUUCAGGCUUCAUUUUCUCCAGAGAUCCAAUCCACCACAAUCACAGCAACCACUCCUGCCUGUUAUGGUGCUGGUCAUCUCAUUUCUAGGGUUACUGACAGGAGAAAAUGUAAGGCUAGAGGUGUACUGGCUGUAGCUCUACCAGGAACAGGUGAUAAUAAUAUAUCAAUCAAUAACUAUAACAAUGUUGACUGUGAAGAUUAUGCUACUGGACUUGAUAAGAACUGUAGUGUUUCCAUGCCCCCUUUACCUGCUGAGGCUUCAAUGCAUUGGCUUUUGUCUCCAUGUCACGAGGACAACGAGGAUGACAAGGAAAAUUCUGCUCCUUUCCACAGCUUGCUUGAACAUAAAACACUUCCUUCUCCUUCCUCACCAUUAUCUGAUCUUGGCCUUUCUUUGGAUUGGUGUAACUUAAGCAAUAACACAAGCGAUGCAACUAAUAGCAGCACUGAGAAGAGCCAAAAGAGCAUAAAUAAUAUGCUUAUUUCCACUGAAGUCCCUCAGUUUCAAGUACGUUUGGAUUCUUUAUGUGACGAUGCUCCUGUUUCAUCUUCUCCAAAUGCCACACCUUAUUCCAGAGCUGUUCCGUUGAAAGAAGGGGCAAAGCACUCAUACAAUAUUGGAGGAAACUCUCCAUUCUCUGCGGAUACAUUAGGGAGUGAAAAUGUUAUGCAAACCCCAAGUUCUGACUCAAGCCUGGAAAGGCAUAUUGGGCUGUCAUGUUCAAGUGCAAGGGAUCACAAGAGACAUCACCUUCAUUCCGAGCGACUGUCAGUGGCCGGAGAUCUUCGGAUGGCAAGCUUGUCUCCUGAGAGCCAUGUAUCAAUAUGGGACACGAAUGGUUCUAGUUUUCAGUUUGAUCGUUUAACAACACCUUCCAAUUCCAUGGAUCUUUCUCAGUUUCAGAAGAUUUUGGAUGAUCAAUCUUUGUGGACAUCAAAUUCUGCAUUUGAGAAUGUGUCACAAUCACAUAUGAGAAUAUCCUGGAGGGAAGGAUUAGUAAGUCGGAUUUUUGAGAUGGAUGAGUUUGAUGGUUGCAGAUGCCUAUCAGAUGAAGAGGAAGACUUAAACGUCAAUAGCAGUGAUCCAUGCAAAUCCUGCCAAAGUCUUGAGAUCAAUGUUGAUUUAGGGAAUAUUCCAACUUUAACUAAUGCUUGUGGGUCUACGGAAUUUUUAGAUGGUGAAAGCAAAGAAAAGCUUCAUUCUCCAGUACAAUGUUCAUGUGCAGAGUCAAUUAGCACUGAUGGAGGUGGCUUGGCGCGUUCAGAGGAUUCAGAUUGGAACCUUUGCUACAAGAACAAUUUGUUCGAAGUAUAAUACAUGGUCUAAUUCCUUAACUGGAGUCUUGCCACACAUUUGACAGAAGGUGGUUUCCUUGGCAGUGAUCGAACCAGGCAAGGCCCACUCUUGUAUAUUGUAUAUUAUGUUUUUGUUAGUUUCUCUUUCAAUUUCUUCUCUUUAAUAUUCUUCUAUGAAAUUUUACUCUUCACUGUAUCUAUGGAACUCGUUGAGAAAAACUUUAGUGAGAUUAGUUUGCCAU